AUGUAUUCAUUAGCUGUUGGUAGUCCUAAUGUAUGUGAUGGUAUGCACAUGGUCAGAUAUUGCACAUGUAGUGGGAGUUGUGAGCAGGUAUAUGAGCAAUUUGGGAAUGGAACAUUGGAGUGCUGUCAAAUGGAUUCUCAAGUAUUUGAGAGGUGGCGGCCCAGUGGUAAAGCGGUUACCAAUCGGAAAAAAGGGCCGGGCAGGCUGGCGGUCGGGGCUGAGCGCGGAGAACUGAGCGGGGAGUUGGAGGAGGGCCGCAGGCUGAGCGGCGGGGGCCAGGCGGGGGCUGCAGGUGGCGGUGGCGGCAUAGGGAGUAGUGGCGGCUGGGAAGGCAGUGUUGCCGGGAAGCGGUGGCCAGGGACUGAGCAGUGCCGGAGGCUGGCAGGUGGCCAGACCGGCGGGGGCCGGGGAGCCGGAGGCCGGUGCCGGGAAGCGGGAAGAAGACACCAGAGAGAAGCAGGGCUACCAGAAACUAGACAGAGGGGCCGCCGGUGGGGCCACAGGGGCCGGACUGACAGGUUUGACAGGCCUGUCAGUCCGGUACCCUGCGGCCGUAUGGCCUGGAUCUGA
Molecule: messenger RNA, 570 nt
Organism: Cryptomeria japonica (Japanese cedar)
Lineage: Eukaryota; Viridiplantae; Streptophyta; Pinopsida; Cupressales; Cupressaceae
Product: glycine-rich cell wall structural protein 1.0-like
Exons: 4
Coding region: 1-570 (189 amino acids)
Source: RefSeq, a predicted model, not a curated record